GAAGAAACCCCCCAAGUCCUCCGGCUCCGGACUCGGGCCUUCACCGACCGAGUCCAGAAACCAUCUGGGUGGAACUCGUCGCACCCCCAACGCAAACGCCAGCUUCGUUCUCCUUCUUUCCGCAUAGUGAACCGGGAAAUGAAGACAGAAAAUAGCCAUAGCCACCAGAGCUCCUAUGCCCCCCUCGCUCCGUCUCAGUCUGCAGUUCCUCCGCCUGCUACGACUAAGACUACUGCCCCCCAGCCAGUGGCUCUUCACCCUACCGUAUCGGUACCUUUUACACCUCCACCCUGGUCUCAGCCCCUGUCCGCAGCCAGCCCUUCAAAACAGAAGACCAAGGUAUGGAACAAACACCCAGCCGGCAGUGAGACUCUCUGCAGAAUGCUGAUAUAUCGGUUUCCCCCAGGACCUGAGUCCGGCUGUGCUUACGCACCCGGCUACGGCGACGGAGUUGAUCAGAGCCGGCGAGCGCCUCAAGGUAAGUUUGAUAAUCACCUUGCCCUGGUAUGGAAGGCCCUGAGAUCGACACUGACGAAGAAAAAAAACUUAGAUGCGCGAAGAGCUUCUAGACCGUGGCUACAACGUGCCGAACGAUCUGUUCCAGGAGCAGCGGCAGCGGCAGCAACACCAGGGAAAGAAGACAGAAAAUGAAGAUGAGGACGACGACGAGGAAAAAGAACCGCACAACCUCACCCCGGGCCAGAAGCUGCGGCGCGCCGAGCUGUCCAUCGAUAUCGAGGAAGAGAAAGGGCGGCUGAAGUCGUGCCAAACCGCGGCCGAGGCGGCGAAGGCGGCUUUCGUGGCUGCCGAAAAGGCGUUCCGGAAGGCCAAGGACCAUCACCGGGUCUGCGCGAAAGAGCUGCGGCAAGCGAGAAGCCGG
This is a messenger RNA of Aspergillus brunneoviolaceus CBS 621.78, 880 nucleotides long. RefSeq lists its product as uncharacterized. The record is from RefSeq and is a predicted model, not a curated record. Bases 139 to 651 code for a protein of 170 amino acids. The transcript has a single exon. Lineage: Eukaryota; Fungi; Ascomycota; Eurotiomycetes; Eurotiales; Aspergillaceae.